This is a messenger RNA of Nestor notabilis (Kea), 1171 nucleotides long. RefSeq names its product P protein-like. Lineage: Eukaryota; Metazoa; Chordata; Aves; Psittaciformes; Psittacidae. The record is from RefSeq and is a predicted model, not a curated record. The annotation marks the transcript as partial. Gene Ontology annotation, cellular component: melanosome membrane. The transcript has 10 exons. Gene Ontology annotation, biological process: transmembrane transport; melanin biosynthetic process; melanocyte differentiation.
GCUCUGCGAAGUACUUAAUCUUGAUCCUAGGCAUGUCCUGAUUGCAGAAGUAAUCUUCACAAAUAUUGGGGGGGCUGCCACAGCUGUUGGGGAUCCACCAAAUGUGAUCAUUGUUUCAAAACGGGAGCUGAGAAAAAAGGGAUUGGAUUUUGCAGCCUUCACAGGUCAUAUGUUUGUUGGCAUCUGCCUUGUUGUUCUGGUCUCCUUUCCUUUCCUCAGACUUCUUUACUGGAACAAAAAACUUUACAAUAAGGAGCCAAGUGAAAUUGUUGAGCUGAAACAUGAGAUCUAUGUUUGGAGACUGACAGCACAGCGCAUUAACCCGGCCAGCAGAGAGGAGACUGCCGUGAAAUGCCUCUUGAUGCAGAAGGUGCUGACUCUAGAGAUGCUCCUGAAGAAGAAGCUGAGGACGUUUCACAGGCAAAUUUCACAAGAAGAUAAAAACUGGGAAACAAAUAUUCAGGAACUCCAGAAAAAACACAGAAUAACAGACAAAAUUCUUCUCAUCAAAUGCCUGACUGUGCUGGGAUGUGUUAUUCUUAUGUUUUUUCUCAAUUCAUUUGUUCCAGGCAUCUACCUAGAUCUCGGCUGGAUUGCCAUGUUGGGAGCCAUUUGGCUGCUUGUGCUAGCAGACAUCCAUGACUUUGAGAUGAUACUGAACAGAGUCGAGUGGGCAACCCUCCUUUUCUUUGCAGCAUUAUUUGUUCUCAUGGAGGCUUUGGCUCAUCUACACUUAAUAGACUAUAUAGGAGAACAGACAGCUUUAUUAAUAAAGGUGGUUCCUGAGGACCAGCGCUUGGUGGUGGCCAUCAUUUUAGUGCUCUGGGUGUCUGCUUUGGCCUCCUCUGUGAUUGACAAUAUCCCCUUCACGGCUACAAUGAUUCCUGUACUUCUCAACCUGAGUAAAGAUCCUGAUGUUAACUUGCCUAUGAAACCAUUAAUAUUCUCACUGGCUAUGGGUGCAUGCCUUGGAGGUAAUGGAACAUUGAUUGGAGCUUCCGCAAACGUUGUUUGUGCAGGAAUUGCUGAACAGCAUGGUUAUGGCUUCUCUUUCAUGGAGUUUUUCAGGUACAAUUUUAAACUUCUUAUGUUAAAUCUGUCAUUUUAUUUUUCUGUAGACAAACAAUGGAUUCUCCAAGGAGACAAUCUGGAGAAAGGACCUAUAAAAUAG